Brienomyrus brachyistius is the source of this 908-nucleotide messenger RNA. RefSeq names its product clumping factor B-like. The transcript has 6 exons. Bases 1 to 552 code for a protein of 183 amino acids. The record is from RefSeq and is a predicted model, not a curated record. NCBI's taxonomy places the organism in Eukaryota, Metazoa, Chordata, Actinopteri, Osteoglossiformes, Mormyridae.
AUGAUGACCGUGGGGACCGGGAGGGAGGACGAGACCCCCCCGCCCGUAGUCACUACCCCCCGCCCCGCUCCCGAGCCGCGCCGGGACGGCGGCCUGACAGAGGAGCCUGACCCGGACGCCGCAGGGCCUGCUGGUAGCAGUGACCCACCUGUAGACCACACCACAGCGGAACAUCCCGAGCCUGAGCUGGACAUGCACUUACCGGAUUCUGAUAAAGAUUAUGAGGACUUGGAGAGUUUGGCUGAUGACUUGGAGGACUCACAGGCCUCCAUGGACUCCAGCACCCCUGUAGCCAAAGUGCAGAGCGAUGAUAGCGAACCUGAAACCAAACCCAGUAAAACCAAGAGGAAAGAUUACACCAAUCCUGGCUCCAUGUUCCGGGCCGGAGGAGACAACGAGAAGGAAAAGGAGAAGGAUAGAAAGGGGAAGAAGAAAGGACAUAAAAAGGCUAAGGAGAGUGAAGACGAGGACUCAGAGGUGACCAUGAAGAAGAAGAAAAGCAAGGGGAAGAAGAGCAAAAAGCCAGCUCCACAGGGCUUCAUGAACAAGUGAUGCAAGUGACGCGGAACAAGAGUGGCAUGGACCGUGGAUUCUACCCCACUUAUUACCUGCACCUGGACAAUGAAAAGAAGGCCUUCCUGCUGGCUGGCCGCUAACGCAAGAAGGGCACGACCUCGAACUACCUGAUCUCCACUGACGCCACAGACCUGUCGCGGGAUGGAGAGAAUGACAUUGGGAAGUUAAGUUAAAGAAUUUGGCGUGCACGCAUCACAGAGAAGAGGAUUCAGCUACACACGUGCCGAAGAGAGGGAUUCAGAUACACACCUCCUGCAGAGUAACAUUUAAGUACACACGUCCAGGAGAGAGCAAUUCAGGUACAUGCAUCCUGGAGAGAUGGAUUCAGGUAC